Messenger RNA from Anolis carolinensis (green anole), 4187 nucleotides. RefSeq names its product FERM, ARH/RhoGEF and pleckstrin domain protein 1 (gene farp1). Gene Ontology annotation, cellular component: cytoskeleton. Gene Ontology annotation, molecular function: cytoskeletal protein binding; guanyl-nucleotide exchange factor activity. The coding region runs from base 512 to 3643 and encodes 1043 amino acids. The transcript is spliced from 27 exons. Lineage: Eukaryota; Metazoa; Chordata; Lepidosauria; Squamata; Anolidae. The record is from RefSeq and is a predicted model, not a curated record.
GCCGACCUUUGGGCAGCCGGGGAGGCGCACGAGGCACACCCCCCUCUCUCUCUGUCUGUCUCUGUCUCUCUCUCCCUGGUGAGAGAGCUCCCUCAGGAGAAAGAGGAGGAGGAGGAGGAGGAGGCGCGCCUGGACGCCGCUGGAGGGGGCUCUUCACCACCGCCGCCGCCGCUUCCCUCUCCGCCUCCCCUUGAGGCGGGGGCCGGGCUGGUCGGAGGAGGAUUCAGGCUCCAGAUCGGAGUGGCGAGUCGCAGAGCCCACUUCUUGGGACGGAACCCGCCCCGCUCCCUUUCCCCUCUCCUCCUCCUCCUCCUCCGCCUCCUCCUCGCCAUGGCGACCUCAGUCCCGGCGCUUCUCGCCCUCCCCCCUCCCUCCUCCUCCUCCGCCUCCAGGAACCUUUAAUGGCCCGGACUCUCCGGCGGCCCCCAGCCGACGACUUCUUUCGCAGCCCAGCGCCUCAGAGGAAGAAGAAGGAGCGUCGCGGAGGAAAUAGGAGUUUGCUUCUCCAAACAUGGGUGAAGUGGAGCAGAGGCCGACAGCAGGAUCCCGGUUAGGAGCUCCAGAGAAUGCUGGGAUCAGUACUUUGGAACAUGGACAAAAACUGCCCACUACGCCUACAGGAAAACUUAUUUCUAUCAAAAUCCAGAUGCUCGAUGAUACACAGGAAACUUUUGAAAUUCCGCAAAGAGCUCCAGGGAAGGUUUUGCUAGAUGCUGUCUGCAAUCAUCUGAACCUGGUUGAAGGUGACUAUUUUGGCCUUGAAUUUCUGGAUCAUAAAAAGAUUACGGUGUGGCUGGAUCUUUUGAAACCCAUUGUGAAACAAAUCAGAAGACCUAAGCAUGUCAUUCUAAAAUUUGUGGUGAAAUUCUUCCCGCCUGACCAUGCCCAGCUACAAGAGGAGUUAACAAGGUACUUAUUUGCACUGCAGGUAAAGCAGGAUUUGGCACAAGGACAACUAACCUGUAAUGACACCAGUGCUGCUCUUUUAAUCUCACAUAUUGUACAGUCGGAGAUUGGGGAUUUUGAUGAAACCGUUGAUCGGGAACAUUUAGUGAAGAACAAAUAUAUACCUCAGCAAGAAGCAUUAGAAGACAAAAUCAUGGAAUUUCAUCGUAAUCAUAUUGGACAAACACCAGCAGAAUCAGAUUUCCAGCUACUCGAAAUUGCCCGUCGCUUGGAAAUGUAUGGGAUCCGUUUGCACCCAGCCAAGGACAGGGAAGGAACGAAGAUCAACUUGGCAGUUGCCCAUACAGGCAUCCUGGUGUUCCAGGGUCACACCAAGAUCAAUGCCUUCAACUGGGCAAAAGUUCGAAAACUGAGCUUUAAGAGGAAGCGUUUUCUUAUUAAGCUGCGACCAGAUGUAAAUAGUAACUUUCAGGACACGCUAGAAUUCUUGAUGGCUAGUCGAGAUUUUUGCAAGGCCUUUUGGAAGAUCUGUGUUGAACACCAUGCCUUCUUCAGACUAUUUGAGGAACCCAAACCAAAGCCUAAACCUGUUCUGUUUACCAGAGGAUCAUCCUUUAGGUUCAGUGGCCGAACUCAAAAACAGGUUCUUGACUAUGUUAAAGAAGGAGGACACAAGAAAGUGCAGUUUGAAAGGAAACACAGCAAGAUCCAUUCUGUUAGGAGCCUGACAGCAAAGCAUUCAGAACAGCAUUCAGAGGUGCCAAAACAAAGCUGUGAUUUUACGUAUGGAGAUGGUGUUGAUUCCCCAGUGGCAAAAAACUGCCAGCAGGGAAAAGAGUUGAAAGUGUCAGUUGAAGAUGGUGGACAAGCCACAACUCCUUCCUUGAAAAAGAGCCCUAAAGAAAGCAAGCGGCUUGAUGGGGCUGCAGUGGCAGCUAUGGAGGAGGAAGAGGAGGUCGUAAAGGACAGAUCACAACAGAGUAGAUCACAGACGCAGCAACCAAGCACAGCAGGCUCUCUUGCUGGUAGCCCUCACCUUUCAGAGCUGUCAAUCAAUUCCCAAGGCGGGCCAGCCAUGGCAAAUAUGACUUUGUCUCCUAAUCUGAGUCCUGAUAACAGGCAGGCUUCUCCACUAGUCAGCCCUCUGCUAAAUGACCAGACAUGUGUUCGGACCGACGACGAAGAGGAAGUCAGGAAAAAGAGGUUUCCAACAGACAAAGCUUACUUUAUUGCUAAAGAGGUUUCUACCACAGAACGGACUUACUUGAAAGACCUUGAGGUCAUCACAUCGUGGUUCCAGAGCACAGUAAGCAAGGAUGACUGCAUGCCAGAAGCACUGAAGAAUCUAAUCUUUUCCAACUUUGAACCUUUGCACAAGUUUCACACCAGCUUUCUAAAGGAAGUAGAGCAACGUCUUGCCCAGUGGGAAGGCCGCUCUAAUGCCCACUUGAAAGGAGAUUACCAAAGAAUUGGGGACAUUAUGCUGAAGAACAUUCAGAGUAUGAAGCACCUGACAAUUCAUUUGCGGAAGCACAGUGAAGUUCUGGUUGAGCUGGAAAAUGGGAUCAAAAACUCUCGCAAGCUGGAAGCCUUAUGCAGAGACUUUGAGAUGCAGAAAGUCUGUUAUUUGCCCCUCAAUACUUUUCUUCUCAGACCUCUGCACCGGCUUAUGCACUACAAGCAGAUAAUGGAAAGGCUCUGCAAACAUUAUCCACCAAAUCAUGUGGACUUCAGGGAUUCCAGAGCUGCACUGGCAGAGAUCUCAGAAAUGGUGGCUCAGCUUCACAGCAGUAUGCUCAAAAUGGAAAACUUCCAGAAACUGCAUGAACUGAAAAAAGACUUGAUAGGCAUUGACAAUCUAGUGAUUCCAGCAAGGGAAUUUAUUAGACUGGGUAGCCUUAGCAAGUUGUCUGGAAAAGGCUUACAGCAGCGGAUGUUCUUCCUGUUCAAUGAUGUCUUGCUGUAUACAAGCAGAGGCCUAACAGCAUCAAAUCAAUUUAAAGUUCACGGGCAGCUUCCACUGUAUGGCAUGAUGAUAGAAGAGAGUGAAGAAGAAUGGGGUGUCCCUCAUUGCUUCACACUGAGAGGUCAACACCAGACUAUUGUUGUUGCCGCAAGUAGCCGCAUUGAAAUGGACAAAUGGACUGAGGACAUACAGAUGGUAAUUGACUUGGCAGAGAAUUGUAAUGGCCCGACUCCUGAAUUCCUAGGCAGCAGUCCACCCGACAAUAAGUCCCCCGAGGAACCCACUCUGGACCAGGAGUCAGAGGACGACCUCAAUGCCUCCCGCACCUCCCUUGAACGCCAGACUCCUCAUCGUGGCAACACUACGGUCCAUGUCUGCUGGCACCGAAAUACCAGCGUUUCCAUGGUCGACUUCAGCAUUGCAGUGGAGAACCAACUCUCUGGAAACCUUUUGAGAAAGUUCAAAAACAGCAAUGGAUGGCAGAAGCUCUGGGUGGUAUUCACCAACUUCUGCAUGUUUUUCUACAAAUCCCACCAGGACAAUCAUCCUUUAGCAAGCCUUCCUCUACUGGGUUAUUCUCUUACCAUUCCUUCUGAAUCUGAGAACAUUCAUAAAGACUAUGUCUUCAAACUACACUUCAAAUCCCAUGUGUACUAUUUUAGGGCAGAGAGUGAAUACACAUUUGAAAGGUGGAUGGAAGUGAUCCGAAGUGCUACAAGCCCUGCCUCCCGAAUCCGUGUUCUAAGUCACGAGGAAUCACACGUUUAUUGAUGACUGAACUCCAGAUUUUCAUUCCAGCAAUCGCUGCCUUUCUAGAGGACAUUGAAAUUUAUUUUGUCCUUUUUAAAUUUAGUAAAACAUAACCUUGUCUUUAAACAGUUGUUUCGGGACAGCCUUUUGUAAUAUUGCCUCAGCAGGAUUGUUUACUGUUUUCAGCCAAGUGACGGUUUCAUGUCUUGUAAUUGUCCUUCGGUGUGGUUUUUUAGCUUGUGCCAGUAUUAAAAUAUUGUCCUUGGAGUGCCAAAUACCAAAAGACAUUUCUUUGCCUUGAGAUUUGCACCAGAAAUGCACUACAAUUUUUGUAGUAGCUCCCUAUUUGGUAUUUUCCCUGGAAAACAAAAUGCCUUUUCUUUAUGAGACAAACCUUCCAAGUAAUUAAUUAGUACACUGAUUUUUUUUAAAAAAUGUACCUCCUCUGUAUUGUGUUAACAGCCUUCAUUAUAAGGAGCAGUCGAAAAUCAAGGAAAUACCUUUCAUACUUUAUUCUCAAUGUUUCUACACAUUUUGUUUCUAGAAAUUAAAAAUGCCAAUUAAA